GGCCGGAGCGCGCCGGAAUCCCGGGGCCAGCUUCCGGCGGCUGCGAGUGGGAGCAGCGUGGCGGGGCUUGCAGGUUUAUCUGCUUCUGAAUUUCUGCUUUGCAGACAGCAAUGGCAGCCCGAGUUCUUGUUAUUGGCAGUGGAGGAAGGGAGCACACUCUGGCCUGGAAACUUGCACAGUCGCAUCAUGUCAGUCAAGUGUUAGUUGCCCCUGGAAAUGCAGGCACUGCUUGUUCCGGGAAGAUCUCAAACGCUGCUGUCUCCAUCAAUGAUCACUCUGCCCUUGCUCAGUUCUGCAAAGAUGAAAAGAUUGAAUUGGUGGUUGUUGGACCAGAGGCCCCUCUGGCUGCAGGGAUUGUUGAGGACCUGACCUCUGCAGGAGUACGAUGCUUUGGCCCCACAGCACAGGCAGCUCAGUUAGAGUCCAGUAAAAAGUUUGCCAAAGAGUUUAUGGACCGACAUGGAAUCCCAACCGCACAGUGGCGAGCAUUCACCAAGCCUGAAGAUGCCUGCAGCUUCAUUAUGAGUGCCAACUUUCCUGCUUUGGUUGUGAAGGCCAGUGGCCUCGCAGCUGGGAAAGGGGUGAUUGUUGCAAAGGACAAAGCGGAAGCCUGCAGAGCUGUACAGGAGAUCAUGCAAGAGAAGUCUUUCGGAGCCUCUGGGGAAACGGUUGUUGUAGAAGAGUCUCUGGAAGGGGAAGAAGUGUCUUGUCUCUGCUUCACUGACGGGAAGAUGGUGGCCCCAAUGCCCCCAGCACAAGACCAUAAACGACUACUGGAUGGAGAUGAGGGCCCCAACACAGGGGGAAUGGGAGCCUACUGCCCGGCACCUCAGGUUUCUAAAGACCUGUUACUGAAAAUUAAAAACACUAUUCUUCAGAGAACAGUAGAUGGCAUGCGGCAGGAGGGUGCGCCUUACAUAGGAGUUCUCUACGCUGGUAUAAUGUUAACCAAAGACGGCCCAAAAGUUUUGGAGUUUAAUUGUCGUUUUGGUGAUCCAGAAUGCCAAGUAAUCCUCCCUCUUCUUAAGAGUGAUCUCUAUGAAGUGUUUCGGUCCACCCUAGAUGGCCUGCUGAGUGAGUCUCUGCCUGUUUGGCUAGAAAACCACAUUGCCCUGACUGUUGUCAUGGCGAGUAAAGGGUACCCCGGAGCCUACACCAAGGGUGUGGAGAUCACAGGGUUUGCUGAGGCCCAAGCUUUAGGACUACAGGUCUUCCAUGCAGGCACUGCUCUUAAAGAUGGCAAAGUGGUGACCAGUGGGGGCAGAGUUCUCACAGUGACAGCCGUCCAGGAAAAUCUUGUGUCAGCCCUUGACAAAGCCAGGAAGGGACUCACUGCUAUAAAGUUUGAGGGAGCAGUCUACAGAAAGGACAUCGGCUCCCGCGCUGUGGCCUUCCUCCAGCAGCCCAGGGGCCUGACUUACAAGGAAUCUGGGGUAGACAUUGCAGCCGGAAAUAUGCUGGUUAAGAAAAUUCAGCCUUUAGCAAAAGCCACCUCUAGACCAGGCUGCAGUGUUGACCUUGGAGGCUUUGCUGGUCUUUUCGAUUUGAAAGCAGCUGGUUUCAAGGAUCCUCUUCUGGCCUCUGGCACAGAUGGUGUUGGGACUAAACUGAAGAUCGCCCAGCUCUGCAAUAAGCAUGGUACCAUUGGUCAAGACUUGGUCGCGAUGUGUGUAAAUGACAUCCUAGCACAAGGAGCAGAGCCCCUGUUCUUCCUAGAUUACUUUUCCUGUGGAAAACUUGACAUCAGUACAACUGAAGCUGUUGUUGCUGGGAUUGCUGAAGCCUGCAGACAAGCCGGGUGUGCUCUCCUGGGUGGGGAGACCGCGGAGAUGCCAGACAUGUACCCACCUGGCGAGUAUGACCUUGCUGGCUUUGCUGUUGGUGCGAUGGAGAGAGACCAGAAGCUGCCUCGGCUAGAAAGCAUCACUGAAGGGGAUGCUGUAGUUGGUGUAGCUUCAUCUGGUCUUCACAGCAACGGCUUUAGCCUCGUGAGGAAAAUUGUGGAGAGAACCUCGCUCCAGUACUCCUCUCCAGCACCUGUUGGUUGUGGUGAUCAGAGUUUAGGGGACUUACUUCUGACUCCAACCAGGAUCUACAGCCAUUCACUGCUGCCUGUCAUACGCUCUGGGCGUGUCAAAGCUUUGGCUCACAUUACUGGAGGCGGGCUGCUGGAGAACAUCCCCAGAGUCCUUCCCCAGGAGCUCGGAGUAGAUAUGGAUGCCUGCACCUGGAGAGUCCCCAAGGUCUUCUCAUGGCUACAGCAGGAAGGACAGCUCUCUGAAGAAGAAAUGGCCAGGACAUUCAACUGUGGAAUUGGAGCCGCCCUGGUGGUGUCAAGGGACCAGACAGAGCAGAUUCUGCAGGACAUUCGGCAGCACCAGGAAGAGGCCUGGGUGAUAGGUAGUGUCGUUGCGUGUCCUGAAGGUUCUCCUCGUGUCAGAGUCAAGAAUCUGAUUGAAACCAUGCAAAUAAAUGGGUCAAUGGUGGCAAAUGGCUUCCUGAAAAGUAACUUCCCUGCCCAGCAAAAGAAGGCAAGAGUGGCUGUCUUAAUAUCUGGAACAGGAUCGAACCUCCAAGCGCUCAUAGACAGCACUCAGGGUCCAGGGAGCUGCUCACAUAUUGCUGUUGUCAUCUCCAACAAGGCUGCUGUCGCUGGCUUAGACAAAGCAGAAAGAGCUGGAAUUCCCACCAGGGUAAUCAAUCACAAAUUAUAUAAAAAUCGUGCUGAUUUUGACAAUGCAGUUGACCACGUCCUGGAAGAGUACUCUGUAGACAUAGUCUGUCUUGCAGGAUUCAUGAGAAUUCUCUCUGGUCCUUUUGUCAGAAAAUGGGAUGGGAAAAUGCUCAACGUCCACCCAUCCUUGCUCCCUUCUUUUAAGGGUUCAGAUGCUCAUGAGCAAGUCCUGAAAGCUGGGGUCACAGUUACCGGGUGUACCGUACACUUUGUGACUGAAGAUGUAGAUGCUGGACAAAUCAUCCUCCAAGAAGCUGUCCCCGUGAAGAGGGGGGACACUGUUGCAACUUUGUCAGAGAGAGUCAAAGUUGCAGAGCACAAGAUCUUUCCCACAGCCCUCCAGCUGGUGGCCAGUGGGGCUGUGCAGCUUGGAGAAGACGGCAAGGUCCACUGGGCCAGAGACAGUGACGCCUGACUAGGGAGUGGACCCAGUGCUGAGAGGACUGUGGCUGUUUGCUUGGUGCCUUUUCAUCUGGCCGGGAAAGACGUCAGUGCUUACCCAUUGCCAUCUGUAAUAGACACAUUGACUAGAGCAAAGCUUAUUUACAAAUGUUAAGACACCCAGGAGUGGGAUGCUACAAGGCACAUCCAUAUGAACCCAGAGGACUUUGCAUGCUUACUGCCUACAAGGCUUCACAUUCUCAGAGGUAUGUGAACACCUGUGGCCACACCCAUCCCAAAGGCAGCCAGCCAUCUUGAAGUGCUGAACAUAACAAGAGCCCAGCCUGCACAGCUGUAUUCCUCACCUAAGGUACCUGGAGUCUGUGAUGGAAUCCUCCCUACACUUUAAAUUCACACUGACAGUAAAAGGUCCUCAACAGCAGAAAAUCCUUCAACUGUAACCUUAGAAAAAGAGGAUGAGGAAGCCAGGGCACGGUGGUGCAGGCCUGUAAUCCUAGCACUCAAGAGGCAGAGGCAAGCAGAUCUGUGUGAUCCAACCUGGUUCAAGGACAGCCAGGCCUACACAGAGAAACCCUGUCUCAAAAAAGGGGGUGGGAGGGUGGGAGGUGGAGGGAAAUGUCUCAGCUACAAGAAAACAAGAGACCUGCUGUGCUAACAGUCCCUGAUCACUGCCUCUGAUGCAGCCAGGGCACCCCAGGCAUGUGCCAGUCACCAUCAUCGCCCCUUUUCUUUUCCCUCAGAUGGUUCUAAGUGUCAUUAAAACAGUGACUAGGUCUGGAGACUUCUCAUCACAGUUAAUGCUCCUGUCUUGUGCAGUGUUAAGGGACAGAUGGGAGACAAGGAAAUGCUUUGGGUUAGUGAAAGCACAUACUUAGAAACCAGUACAGGAAGUCAGUGUGAACCUCUAACCUGAGAAAUUUAAAGGUUCAGUUUGACCCUCUGUACUGCAAGGUUAAUAUGUGAAUAGAUUACCAUUCUAGCUCUACUUCAUGCUCUGAAGGGCCAGUGUCCAUGUAGUUGAUCCCAUGUCUCAGAAAAGAAUCCAUGUGUCUCCAUGUCUGCUUGCCUGCAACCAAAACAGACCUUAGAAUAGCAGGGACCAACCAAGCAAGGUGGUACAUGCCUGUAAUUCCAGCACUGGGGAGGCAGAGGCAGGCGGAUCGUUGUUCCAGGAUAUCCUGGUCUGCAGAGCAAGUUCCAGGACAGCCAAAGCUACACAGAGAAACCCUGUCUCAGAAAACAAACAAACAAAAAAUCAACUCCUUUAUCAAGUAGUUCUAAAGAGGAAUUGGGAUGACACCCAGACAUGAAAUACACUAAUGGGCAUUCUCCAGCCCGUACGAUUAAAAACAAUGAUGACAAUGUGGCGCUCAGUGCUGCACACUCCAAUUAGUCUGGUUUACAAGGGAGAUGUGGAGUUUGGUAACUAGAGCACCCACACUUACUGACAGAUCUGUGUGAAUUUGAGUUAGGCCAGCUAACCCUGCCUCAAAAAUAAAUUCAAGUCACUGUUAACUACUUUC
This is a messenger RNA of Psammomys obesus (fat sand rat), 4659 nucleotides long. It is a transcript of the gene Gart, whose product is annotated as phosphoribosylglycinamide formyltransferase, phosphoribosylglycinamide synthetase, phosphoribosylaminoimidazole synthetase. Lineage: Eukaryota; Metazoa; Chordata; Mammalia; Rodentia; Muridae. Gene Ontology annotation, biological process: adenine biosynthetic process; 'de novo' IMP biosynthetic process. The transcript has 22 exons. Bases 111 to 3149 code for a protein of 1012 amino acids. Gene Ontology annotation, molecular function: phosphoribosylglycinamide formyltransferase activity; phosphoribosylamine-glycine ligase activity; ATP binding. The record is from RefSeq and is a predicted model, not a curated record. Gene Ontology annotation, cellular component: cytosol.